UACUCUGUUUUGGGUUUUAGGAAAAUCACAGGAACCCUAAAACCCUUUUACUGCAAAACCUCAAAGCUCACGCCUUGCUUCCAAUGGCGGCCUUUCAGCACUUCUCGAACAUGCACGACGUCGAACUGAAGCCUCGUCUGCUUCGUUCUUUAUUCAAAGACCAAGUCCCGGACGAGAAACGCCCGUUUGGGAGCCCGUCGGACUUGUCUCGAGUGAUCAAUCUGGUUCAAACCCACAAACUAUUAUCGGAGUCAUUUACCGAAACGCUUGAAGAGAAGCAGGUUCAGCGUUGGAGAUCUGCUGUCGACGAAUGGGUCGAGCGGCUGCUCGCGCUUGUUACUAGCAACUCGCCAGAUAAAUGUUGGGCGGGAAUCUGUUUGCUGGGGGUGACUACUCAAGAAUGCGGUUCCGACCGCUUCUCAGCAUCAUACACCGUUUGGUUUGAGAAGCUUCUGCUACAUAUUCAGCAGCCAGCUGAUUCUCGAUUUGUGAUGGUGGCUUCCUGUAAUUCAGUAUCGGAUAUGAUCACUAGGUUGGGUAGAUUUCCAAAUGCACGGAAGGAUGGGACCUCUCUUGCUGGCAAAACUAUGCAGCCAAUGUUGAAGCUGCUCAAUGGGGAUAACUCAGAGGCUAUAUGGGAGGCUGCUGUUCAUUUGCUAUGCACCAUUAUAACUUAUUUCCCAGCUGCUGUUCAGCGCCAUUAUGACAGCGCUGAAGCCGCCAUUGCUUUUAAAAUUUUGUCCCGAAAGUGCAGUGCUGAUAUGCUGAAGAAAUUUGCUUGCUGCCUAGCAUUACUUCCUAAAUCUAGAGGAGAUGAGGACAGCUGGUUCAUAAUGAUGCAAAAAAUUUUAUUGUUGGUAAACAGUCAACUGAGUGACAUAUUUCAAGGUUUAGAAGAAGAAACCAGACGUAAUGAAGCUGUUAAGCUGUUGGUCCCACCAGGGAAAGAUCCCCCACCUCCCUUAGGAGGCCCUAUGCUGUCAGAGGAGGGCUCACUCAACGCAACAAAGAGGUCUGACGAAUUGGUGAUAUCCUGCAUUUCAGCUCUCAUGCAUAGCUGCUGUGAAAUGCUUACAAGCCCUUAUCCUGCUCAGGUAAACGUCCCAAUUCGUGCGCUGUUAGCCCUAGUUGAAAGAGUGCUGAUGGUGGAUGGCUCUUUGUCACGCAAUAUGCUACUGUUUAUGACUGCCAUGCAACAAGAGUUAAUUUGUGCAGAACUUCCAGUUUUGCAUUUGUCCAGUUUGGAACUAUUAAUCUCUAUCAUAAAGGGUAUGCGCAGUCAGCUUUUGCCACAUGCUGCAUACAUUGUGAGACUCAUAAAAGAGUAUUUCAAAAGAUGUGUCUUGCCAGAUUUAAGGAUAAAGCUCUAUUCAAUCACAGAGGUUUUACUGAGAUCCAUGGGUAUUGGAAUAGCAAUAUAUCUUGCACAAGAAGUUGUCAAAAAUGCAUUUGCUGAUUUAUGUCCAAUAGAUGAGGAAAAUAUUUGUACCUCUUCCAAUGCCAACUCCAGCACCUCCUCUGAGACAUUGGGGAAUCAUAGCCGUAGAAAAAGGAAACAUGGUGCAACUGAAUCUCUUGAGAAACAGCAGAUAGAAGUGGAAACAUCCAAGAAGCAUUCAACAACUCCUAUUUCAGUAAAAGUAGCUGCACUCAAGGCUUUAAAAGCUCUUCUUACCGAGGGUGGUGCUUUUAAGUCUGAAUCCUGGCGGUCAGAAGUUGAUGUUCUUUUGAUUAAUGUAGCAACAUCUUCGUGCAAAGGAGGAUGGGCCAAAGACAGCAAUUAUGUUACAAAAUCAUCAACGUGGGCAGAUUUUCAGCUCAUAGCUUUACAAGCACUUUUGGCGUCUCUACUUUCCCCUACUCACGUUCGCCCCCCACACUUAGCCCAGGGUCUCGAGCUUUUUCGUAGAGGUAAGCAAGAAAUUGGGACAAAGCUUUCUGAGUUCUGUGCCGACGCGCUCCUAGACCUGGAGGUGCUAAUACAUCCAAGGGCCCUUCCACUUGCUGAUUUCUCUUCUGCACAAGGCAAAUCAUUUGAUGCAACUAAUCGAGGAUUCUCCAAUUCUGAACCUGGUGCUUCCAAGUACAGCAUAGCACUUCCAAGUGGCAUGCAAGAUAUAGGAAAUGGUCCUCCUGAUUCAGAUGAUGAUAAUUUGUAUCGCAGCUGGCUAGAGAAUGGCGAUUAUGAUGCCCCAUUGAAUGACCAGGAUGAGAAUAUAAAUAUCGUGAACGCAACUGAAACUGUAACAGUUGAUCAUGCAGCGCAGCCAUUGGUGGUUCAUUCAUCUGGUGUGGAAAUUCCUGGGACAAUUUUGGGGGAGUCAGCAACUGCAAGUGUGGAUGUGGCUACGAAAAGAAAAGGGGAUGAAAUGAUUGUCGAUUCUCAGCAAUUGCAAGAUUAUGUGGUUCAAUCUCAGGAACCUACGUCUUUCAAAGGUGACACAACUACUGUAGUUACUGGAGACAGUAAAGCUCAUGAAAUGGGAUUUACAAGAACAACUUCAGACAAUGACCUAAAUUAUAAGGAUGAUGAAAUGGUAUCAACUGGUGAGGAAGCCUCUGCACCAGGUAACAAUAUUUUGGGUAAAGAUGAUGGGUCUGCCCCGGCAAGUGAAGAUACUUUCACAAAAUUAUCUGCUGCUCUAAAAGGCAUAAUACAUAGGUCGGACUUGGGUAGCGACUUAGACAAUGAAGAAAUCCCCGAUCCUAUAUUAACCGAUCCAGAUUCUGAGGAUAAUUUAAGCGACAAAUGAAGGGGAUAGCGACGUAUGUCUUCGAGUCUGUAACUCUAUAUUAACUUUGAUAAUCGAGAAUUCUGGUUUUGGUGUAUUAUCAAAACUGUUCUUUUUGACUCAGGUUACAUAUUAUCAUUUCUAUUAGUGCAGCUCUGAGGAAAUGAAAUGCUUAAACUUCAUAUGCA
Molecule: messenger RNA, 2920 nt
Organism: Tripterygium wilfordii
Lineage: Eukaryota; Viridiplantae; Streptophyta; Magnoliopsida; Celastrales; Celastraceae
Product: proline-, glutamic acid- and leucine-rich protein 1
Exons: 13
Coding region: 84-2753 (889 amino acids)
Biological process (GO): rRNA processing
Cellular component (GO): nucleus
Source: RefSeq, a predicted model, not a curated record